GGCGACACCUGCGCGCGGCGGCGGGCGGCAGUGUGGCACCAUGGCGUCGCUUUUCAGCGGGGCCCUGCAGCUGACGGACCUGGACGACUUCAUCGCGCCGUCUCAGGAUUGCAUCAAGCCCAUGAGGGUGGAUAAGAGGCCAGGAAGUGGCGUGGCCAAGAUCCACAUCAAAGAUGACGGGAGUUACUUCCAAGUCAGUCAGGAUGGAGGGACGAAGAAGCUGGAGAGGGCCAAGAUCUCACUGGACGACUGCCUGGCGUGCAGUGGCUGCGUCACUUCGGCAGAGACCGUGCUCAUCACUCAGCAGAGCCACGAGGAGCUGCGGAAGGUUCUAGGUGCUAAUAAGAUGGUGGCGCCCGAUCAGCAGAGGCUGGUUGUCAUCUCAGUCUCUCCCCAGUCCAGAGCGUCGCUUGCUGUGAGAUUUCAGCUGAAUCCUACAGACACCGCCAGGAAAUUAACUGCAUUCUUUAAAAAAAUAGGGGCACACUAUGUGUUUGAUACCACCUUCUCGAGGAACUUCAGCCUCCUCGAGAGCCAGUGGGAGUUCGUGCGGCGAUUCCGAGCACAAGCUGAUUCCAAGCAGGCCUUGCCCGUGCUGACUUCCGCCUGCCCAGGCUGGAUCUGCUAUGCGGAGAAGACCCACGGGAACGUCCUCCUCCCCUAUAUCAGCACCGCCCGGUCCCCGCAGCAGGUCAUGGGCUCCCUGGUCAAGGACUUCUUCUCCCAGCAGCAGCAUUUGACCCCCGACAAGAUCUACCACGUGACGGUGAUGCCCUGCUAUGACAAAAAGCUGGAAGCCUCCAGACCCGACUUCUUCAGCCAAGAGCACCAGACACGUGAUGUGGACUGUGUCAUCACAACAGGAGAAGUCUUCAAGCUGCUGGAAGAAGAAGGGGUCUCGCUGUCAGAGCUGGAGCCGGCUCCCCUGGACAGUCUGUGCAGCAGUGUAUCUGCCCAGGAGCCUACCAGCCAUCAGGGUGGGGGCUCAGGGGGCUACCUGGAGCACGUGUUCCGGCAUGCAGCCCAGGAGCUCUUUGGAAUCCACGUCACUGAAGUCACCUACAAACCCCUGAGGAACAAGGACCUCCAGGAGGUGACUCUGGAGAGGGAGGGCCAGGUCCUGCUGCACUUCGCCGCGGCCUACGGCUUCCGCAACAUCCAGAACCUGGUGCAAAAGAUCAAGCGAGGGCGCUGCCCAUACCACUAUGUGGAGGUCAUGGCCUGCCCUGCAGGCUGCUUGAAUGGUGGAGGCCAGCUCAAGGCCCCUGACAUGCCUGGCAAGGAGCUUCUCCAGCAGGUUGAGAGCCUAUACAGCAUGGUCAGGACCGAGGCACCAGAGGACGCACCUGGGGUCCAAGAGCUGUAUGGGCACUGGCUGCAGGGCGAGGGCUCAGAGCAGGCCAGCCGCCUGCUGCACACAAGCUACCACGCGGUGGAAAAGGCUGGCUCCAGCCUCAGCAUCAGGUGGUAGGAGGCCUCAAGGAUCCACCCAGCCCAACACAGCCAGCACCGUGACUCCCAGGAAGGCAUGUGGAGUCUCCAGCAGGGAAGUCACCCGAGACCCCAGGGCACACCCCCAAAAUGCUGGAUGAGAUGUGGCGACAUUGGGACCCACAUAGAGAUGGGACUCAGGACC
Messenger RNA from Kogia breviceps (pygmy sperm whale), 1636 nucleotides. RefSeq names its product cytosolic iron-sulfur assembly component 3 (gene CIAO3). Gene Ontology annotation, biological process: iron-sulfur cluster assembly. The record is from RefSeq and is a predicted model, not a curated record. Gene Ontology annotation, cellular component: cytosolic [4Fe-4S] assembly targeting complex. NCBI's taxonomy places the organism in Eukaryota, Metazoa, Chordata, Mammalia, Artiodactyla, Physeteridae.